AUGGAAACCUCAGCAAGGACGUUCAAUUCGUCCUUAGAGGCCAAGCAGCCCUUCCCUCCACUGUUGGCCGAAGACCCUAUAUCCCCGUCAGAACCGCAAGAGAGUUAUGAAGACGAGAGUAUCACGUCCCCCGGCUAUGAGGAGAUCGAGGUGGAGGACGAUGCGGAUUUCCAGUCGCAUUACUCGCUAGAGCAUCAAUCAUUCUCCGAUACAGACUCCGACGAUUCCUCUAAUAUUGACCGGAAUCAUCCAUUUCGCCAGUCCUCCGGCUCUCUCCAUGGCCCCAAUGCAUUUGCACCUCCGUUCUACAAUCGUCCACCCACCCCUCUACCGCCCUCGCCAUCACUCACUUCUCUUCUUCGGCCGCCCUUCUCGACUACUACAUCACGCCCAACUACUCCAGACAGCUCUGAUGUAGAGACCCCCAACGAUACCGAGGCAGCAGUCGCCAAGUCAGCUCGUCGCGCAACCACCGUUCCGCGCGCCAGUCCCAAGGUUCCUACCUAUGAAUACUAUGGCUUCGUGUUAUACCUAGCUUCAUCAUUGGCUUUUUUGUUUUAUCUCCUAUGGUCCUAUCUCCCAUCGCCAUUCCUCCAUCAGCUAGGCAUUUACUAUUAUCCCAACCGUUGGUGGUCGCUGGCGAUCCCCGCAUGGUUGGUGAUGUUACUGAUCUACAUUUAUGCUGCGCUUGCCACAUAUAAUACAGGCUACCUUACCUUGCCCAUGCACAGCAUCGAGAACAUUGUUGACGAGGUCGCGAAUGUAUCGGUGAUUGACGGAAAGGCGCGGAGACGUCCCGGUGGUGCUACCAAAAUGAAACCCGGUGCCACCUCCUAUCAGAUCAUGGGCCCCCAAAAUCGCAAGGUCAAUUGGCGAGAAAUUUGGAGUGAGGGAACCGACGCCGUCAUGGAUGUGCCGGUAGGGGGCGUGUGUGAGGUUUUGUAUGGUCAAGACCGAGAGGAAGAUUUUGAUUAUCCGGCUGCAGACUCAUAG
Molecule: messenger RNA, 993 nt
Organism: Penicillium crustosum
Lineage: Eukaryota; Fungi; Ascomycota; Eurotiomycetes; Eurotiales; Aspergillaceae
Exons: 2
Coding region: 1-993 (330 amino acids)
Source: RefSeq, a predicted model, not a curated record